AUGAUCAAAUCGUUCCGCAGAAGCAAACGCCUGCUGAACUCGCUGUCGACGUCGUCGCCGAAACAUCUGAUUCUGCGGGUCUCGCUGUCGUCUCAUCCAGAGGCUGAUUUCGUGCAAAACUCGCCUACCAAGGUGAUCAAGGCGCUCUAUGACUACAGGCCUCAGGGCCCGAAAGAGCUUCUGUUCGAGAAGGGAGACUUCUUCCAUGUGGUUUCUGACGAAGCGCUGGAGUUGGAUCAGCACGGCUGGUACGAGGCCACCAACCCAAUGACGAAUCAAAGAGGUAUGGUGCCUAAACUGUACUUUGAGGUGUUCAACAGAAGCAUGCAUGCUCUGGCUAGGGGGAAUAGCAUUGACCAGCUGAAUCCGAUAUUUGCUAAGAUCCAGCAGCAGCAGCUGGUGCAGAAUCUCCAGCAGAACCUGAACCUGCUUCAGAAUAUCCAGCAGCAAACGAUCCAGAACCUCCAACAGCAAACCAGCGGCGGCGGCAGCGCCAGGGAAAACCGUACGUUAUACGCUGUGACGCUUUACGACUUCCGUGCUGAAAGAGAGGACGAGUUGGAUAUUGUGCCUGGCGAACAUUUGGUCAUUUGCGCUCAUCACGACUACGAGUGGUUUAUUGCUAAACCUAUCAACAGGUUGGGCGGGCCAGGGCUUGUUCCGGCUUCGUACGUGAAAAUUGUGGAUAAAUAUAAUCCUCUGGCCCAGAUGGAAUCGGCUGGCGACGAUAUGGUCUCGGUGAUUACCCAUUUCAGGAUUCCUACGGUUGAAGAGUGGAAAGAACUGACCGCCAUCUACCAGGCCAGCACCCACCCAUCUGGAAAGAUCUCGGGCACGAAUCCAUCGUCGCUGGUGCCAUCCCAGUUUUCUCAGAAUGAAGACGACUCUACGCGGUCUUCUUCAGCUUCGGCCUCGACGUUUAUCGUUGAAGCUUCUGUCGACUCCUACCACUUGGCAACGCUGGAGGAUAAUAGCCGUUACCAGUAUGUGGUUACCGCUCGUACGCUGACGGGUAAAACACGUCAGUUGUGCCGUUUUUAUGAGGAUUUCUAUAACAUGCAAGUGAAGAUCCUCGAGCUGUUCCCUUAUGAAGCUGGUAAAGUCGAAGGCCACAGGCGUACCAUUCCAGGUUUCCCUGGCCCUGUUAUCCAUGUCAGCGACAACAUCUCCCUGUUGAGACGUGAACGGUUCGACUACUAUCUCCGUAACUUGAUUGCCAUGCCUUCUCAUGUGUCUCGCUGCGACGAGGUAUUGGCGCUUUUUGAGGUGCAGAACAACGGCUUUGACAAAGAAUACGUCGAGAGGGGAGACCGCUUCUCAAAGCCUAUUAACCAACAGUCGGGCUACCAGCAGGAUAGACUAUCGCAAUAUCUGAACGUCCAGCCUCAUUCACGAAGCCGGAACUCCCACACCCCUUCGCUGGAUCUGAACAGCAACAACAGAGCACUGUCGCCAGGAGCCAACACUGCUCUUGCCCAACCAAUGCCCGAUACAAGCAAACAACCCAAGGUGAAGGUGAAGUUUUAUUAUGAGGAUGAUAUUUUCGUGUUGCUUUUGCCUGUGAACCUCCGGCUCCAAGACUUGAAGGCCAAGCUUGCGAAGCGUCUUGGCCUUGAAACUGGCUACGAGACUGAUCCUUCUAGUCUUGUAUUCCUUUUCUUGAAGACCGAGUAUGAUGAUUUCAUGGACACCAACCAGAUUGCCUCGGAAGUGUUGAGCGACGAGCAGAGGGCGCUCCUCUUCCAUAAGGAAAUCAGCGAGGACUCUAAGUUCCACGAGGUGCUCCAUGACAAAUGCAAGAUUGUGAUUUUGUCGGGUUAA
Molecule: messenger RNA, 1821 nt
Organism: Candidozyma haemuli
Lineage: Eukaryota; Fungi; Ascomycota; Pichiomycetes; Serinales; Metschnikowiaceae
Gene: BEM1
Product: phosphatidylinositol-3-phosphate-binding protein
Exons: 1
Coding region: 1-1821 (606 amino acids)
Molecular function (GO): protein binding; phosphatidylinositol binding
Source: RefSeq, a predicted model, not a curated record